Phytophthora infestans T30-4 is the source of this 1929-nucleotide messenger RNA. Its product is annotated as carbohydrate-binding protein, putative. Gene Ontology annotation, cellular component: extracellular region. Lineage: Eukaryota; Oomycota; Peronosporomycetes; Peronosporales; Peronosporaceae. The transcript has a single exon. The record is from RefSeq and is a predicted model, not a curated record. Gene Ontology annotation, biological process: proteolysis. The coding region runs from base 1 to 1929 and encodes 642 amino acids. Gene Ontology annotation, molecular function: flavin adenine dinucleotide binding; oxidoreductase activity, acting on CH-OH group of donors; protein binding.
AUGUUUGCCGGAAAAGCGUACCUAUGGGCUUGCGCUUUGGUUGCAUUUGCGUCUUCCAGCUUCGUCGUCGAUGCUCAGUCGACGUACGACGUCAUCGUCGUGGGCAGUGGACCUGGUGGUCUUGUUGCAGCUGAGUAUUUGUCGCGCGACCCAAGUGUCUCCGUGCUGAUCAUCGAAGCCGGGCCCAAGUCUCUCGCGGCUACCGGGGGAUCAACUGUCCCAGACUAUGCUAAAGCCCAGGGUCUCACCACCUUUGACAUUCCUGGAGAGUACGAAAGCAUAGCUUGGAACUCGCAGUUCUCGCAAUUUCGCGUGGAUUGGCUUUCCGGUUCCAUGUGGCUUGGCAAGCUCGUCGGCGGUUGCUCGUCUAUCAAUGCUGCGCUGUACUUCCGUCCUCCGAACGACUACGUGACGAACAUGCAAUGGCCUUUUUCGGCGGCCUCCAUGAUCGCCAAGAUGGACGAGAACGAAAAGACCCAUGGAGUCACGGACAAACCUUCGACGGACGGCGUGUGGUACACGCAGGAGGGCUACAAGGUCGUCGCAAAGGCAUUCCUAGGUCAAGGCUACUCGGAGAGGACUCUCAAUGACGCCGCGGCUCGCAAUAACAAGAGCAAGACUUUCGGUCACGCUCCUUUCACUUUCAAGAAUGGUCGUCGUGACUCCCCUGCUAACGCGUUCUGGGGCAAGAUGAAGACGCGCACAAACGUAAAGCUCCUUACGAACACCAAGGUCGACUAUGUGCUGCACUCGGCUGGUAAGGCAACGGGUGUGAUGUAUGGUGGUACCAAGGCUCAACUCUCGUCGCGAGGUACGAUUAUCAUGGCUGCCGGUGCGUUGAGUACACCUAUGGUACUUAUCCAGAGUGGCAUCGGUCCUGCUGACCAGCUCAACAUGCUAAAGGGCAACGCCAAGUUCCCGGGUCUUUCGCAGGGCGACUUUAUCAUCAACCCCUACGUUGGUCGCAACCUGUUCGACACGAGCAUGGUCAUCGCUUCGUUCUCGCACCCUGAGAUGAAGAGCUUCCGCUACCGUGACUACCCGUCGUGGGCUCUCGACCUAUACAUCAACAAGAACGGAUCGGGUCCCUGGAGCAGUUCUGGCCCAGUUCUUAUCGGCUAUGAGAACUUCGAGGUGCAGGGCCGCCAGUACGAGUUCCAGACCACGGUUCUUCCUCAUGGUUUUGGUGAGUUCGCCAAGUUAGACAAUGCGCUGUCGAUACCGUUGUACAUUAACAACCCGGAGUCCCGCGCGGCGUCCGGCUUUGACAACAAUGGCGCAUGGCAGCCUUUCAAAGAAGGCGGCGCGUACUUUGCUACAAACCGCGACCUAGUCGCGAUGCAGCAGUACGCCCAGCACGUUGUGAGUGCCAUGAAGGCACAAGGCGCCGCGUUCCUUUCGGGCGCUUCGGACCCGAACGGUGUGGCCAAUUGGGUAUCGGCUAACCGCGGAAUGGCGGCGCAGCAUUUUGGUGGAAGCUGCUACGCCUCAAGCGACGCGUCUGCGGGAUCGAAGCGCUGUGCUGACAACAAGUUGCGUGUGCUGGGCACGAGCAACAUUUUUGUUGCGGAUGCCAGUGCUAUGCGCGACGGCACCGUGAACCCGUACGGCUUCAUCAUGUACACCGGCCGUGAGGCUGCCGGUCAGGCUGCCAGCUACAUUUCCACUGGUGGAGCCGGUAGUGCAUGGGCAAUCCAGAAAGCAGCUCAGGGUGCCACAUGCGGCAAGAUUGAGGAGAACGUCGACUAUGCUGGCAACGACGUGGGCAAUGCCAAGAGCAGCGCUGAAGGCUGUUGCGCUAUUUGCCAGACCACAGGCGGCUGUAAGGCGUUCACGUGGACGAAUUACAACGGCGGUACUUGCUGGCUCAAGAGCGCCAAGGGCGCUACAUCGACCAACUCGGGUGCACGCUCGGCGCAGCUUACCUGA